AUGGCCUACGUGAGUAAGACGUUUAAGCGUGUUAACCCUCGCGAGGCUGCCGGCACAGGCCAGCGGGGAUCUGAGCCCCGUUCUCAGAACAUAUGUAUCCAGAUGUUGCUGGUGAUGUGCAAUCCAUUGCAGGUGUUUGGCGUGGAUGGGGUUAACUUCAGCGUGCACGUGGAGAACCAGACCCGGGUGAGAGACGCUAUGAGCCGGCGGCACCACCGGGUCUACCAGCUCUACAGCCGCACUAGCGGCAAACACGUCCAGGUGCUGGGUAGACGCAUCAGUGCCCGCGGAGAGGACGGAGACAAAUAUGCCCAGCUUGUAGUGGAGGCUGACACCUUUGGUAGCCAGGUGAGAAUCCGCGGCAAAGAGACCAACUUCUACCUGUGCAUGAACCGCCGCGGCAAGCUGGUGGGAAAGAAGGCCAGUAAUAAAAGUGAAGACUGCGUGUUUGUAGAAAAGGUUCUGGAGAACCACUACACCGCACUAAUGUCGGCGCGAUACGCCGGCUGGUACGUGGGCUUCACCAAGCGGGGGCGCCCUCGCCGCGGCCCCCACACGCUGCCCAACCAGCAGGACGUCCACUUUAUGAAGCGCUUCCCACCCGGGGAGUACCCCGAAACCACGCCCUUCCGCUUCACAACGGUCAACAAGAGGAGUAAGAGGGUCCGUGCCCCUGGGACCCGCUAG
Salvelinus namaycush (lake trout) is the source of this 687-nucleotide messenger RNA. Its product is annotated as fibroblast growth factor 18-like. The transcript is spliced from 5 exons. Lineage: Eukaryota; Metazoa; Chordata; Actinopteri; Salmoniformes; Salmonidae. Gene Ontology annotation, biological process: positive regulation of cell population proliferation; positive regulation of gene expression; fibroblast growth factor receptor signaling pathway. The record is from RefSeq and is a predicted model, not a curated record. Gene Ontology annotation, molecular function: growth factor activity; type 1 fibroblast growth factor receptor binding; type 2 fibroblast growth factor receptor binding. Gene Ontology annotation, cellular component: cytoplasm. Bases 1 to 687 code for a protein of 228 amino acids.